AUGCCGUCCGCUUACGCUGGACCAAUCAGCGACCUCGUGUUGCUUACGCUGUACGUCCUUGGUAUCUCUAUCUACCGUAUCUUUUUCCAUCCUCUCCGAAGAGUUCCAGUGAAAACGUAUUAUGAGUGCUUCAAGGCGCCCGGAGGGCAAUUCAUGUGGGACCCCAAUGAAGUUCACAUCCAAGAUCCCACCGUCUACGAUACACUGUACUGUCAAUCUCGUCACUCGGACAAGCUCAAGCAUCUCAAGCACCGCUUCAACAGUGAGACGUCCUCGUUUGCUACCACUGAGCAUAGCGUUCAUCGUGUCCGUCGCGGCGCCCUCAACCCUUUUUUCUCCGAAAGAAAGAUUACUCAAUACUCGCCCCAAGUCCAAAAUCACUUGGAUCGCCUCUGCAAUCGCAACGAGUCCGAGUUUGUCGGCGCCUUUGCCUCGGAUAUCGUCGUCGGAUACUGUCCCGAGAAGCCUUACGACUUCAUCCUGAACCCUGACUUUCGCGCCCAGUUCUCUGACGCCAUGGUUGACCUCCUCGACCCCAUUUAUUUCAUCACUCAAUUUCCAUGGACGAUCAAGUCAUUGAAGUUGCUUCCAGACUGGCUCGUCGUGCUGCUGUCUCCACCAAUGUGGUCUGUCAUGACCUUCAACAAAGAGAUGGAGACACGGAUCAAGCAUGCCAAAGCCGCAUAUGCCUCUGGAGAAAAGAAUAUGGCCAUCCCAUCUCUGUUCACAGCCUUGCUUGAAUCCGACCUUCCACCGACCGGGCUCUCAACCAAGCGUCUGCAGCACGAAGCCAUCUCUGUAAUUGGCGCAGGUAUUAAAACAACAAUGUACACACUAUCAACUUGCUCGUACCAUCUGAUAGCAAAUCCCCAAACUCUGGGCAGGCUGUGCGCCGAACUGGACUCAGCAAUUCCCGAUCCAGAUCAUCUCCUGGAUCUCGACACGUUAAUGCAGUUACCAUACUUGACCAACGUCGUCAACGAAGCCUUACGCUUCGGCUACGGCAUAUCCCAGCGUAUCCCCCGCCUCUCAUCAACACCCAUGGUCUAUCACACCCCUGAGGUAGACUAUCAGCUCCCUGUCGGCUCCAUCGUGAGCAUGGACCACUAUACCGCCUCUGACGAUCCGAACUUGUUUCCUGAUUCUUUCGCAUUCCAACCCAAACGCUGGGAAAAUAAGGCAAAGGCGCCCGAUGGAAAGUCGCUGACCAGGUACUUGGUUGUGUUUGGCUGUGGUACAAGGAGCUGUGUGGGCAUGCAGCUUGCGUAUGCAGAUCUGUACAUUGGUAUUGUGAGCUUUUUUAGACGCUUCGAGUGCACCCUCUUUGAAACAGAGCGCGAUGCUGUUGAUCUUUAUCUCGAUAGCUUUGUCCCACGUGCUAAGCCGGGAACACGGGGAGUUAGGGUCCAUGUGCAGAGAAAGCGCAGAGAUUUUCAACUACGUAUAGGCCUAUAG
Molecule: messenger RNA, 1455 nt
Organism: Dothidotthia symphoricarpi CBS 119687
Lineage: Eukaryota; Fungi; Ascomycota; Dothideomycetes; Pleosporales; Dothidotthiaceae
Product: cytochrome P450
Exons: 6
Coding region: 1-1455 (484 amino acids)
Molecular function (GO): oxidoreductase activity, acting on paired donors, with incorporation or reduction of molecular oxygen; monooxygenase activity; iron ion binding
Source: RefSeq, a predicted model, not a curated record